Molecule: messenger RNA, 1992 nt
Organism: Peniophora sp. CBMAI 1063
Lineage: Eukaryota; Fungi; Basidiomycota; Agaricomycetes; Russulales; Peniophoraceae
Source: the annotation of a GenBank genome assembly
AUGGCUUCUUUGGGCUUACCGAUUGAGUUGCUAUUGGAAGUCUUCAAGGACGCGACUACGGGCGGAAACAUCGAUGAAGACGCCAAGACGGCAUUCCGCCUCGCGGGCGUUUGCAAGCGGUGGCGCGCCCUCCUUCUGAACUGCGGACCAGUAUGGGCGGUGCUCUCGUUGAGUCAGAGGGAGACUACGAGGCUCAUGCUCGAGCGGUCGGAUGGCGCGCCGCUCGUCGUGCGCGUAAAGCUGUCGGGCGUCCGCGGGUACCGGGAGCACAUGUCGAACGCCGUUUUCAUCCUUGAGCAAGCGCCUGGGCGCAUCCGAGAGCUCUCCAUCUCGGCGGACGACUAUCAUGGGUAUACGGGGAGAGUCGUCGAGAAGUUCUCGGGGCAAGCGGCUACGUCGCUCAACACUCUGGAGCUGACCUCCAUCAAGUCUGCUUCCCUGGCUGCCUUCAAACUCACCCCUGCCAACCUCUCGGGAACCAUCCCUCUGCACCGCCUUACACUCCACAACACCACAUUUUUCGAUGGCUCCGAUACGCUCCUACGCAACCACUGCACGAACCUCGCACAUCUCGAGCUUCGAGCCGUACGACUCUCGUUGGUCGCUCUGCUCGACGUCCUCGCCGCAGCGCGGGAUACCUUGAUCACUAUCAAGCUCGACUCAUUCGUCCCCAUCUCUACACCAGAGCCGCAACUUCAGGAGCCGAUCAAUCUUGCAGCGCUCGAGGAGCUCGUACUGGAUGGCUUAACGACGUUCUCUGGGUCAACGGCCUCCACGGACCUUCUGCGAUACAUCAACCGUCCCUCUACGUCCCGUCUCAGCAUGAUCAUCCAUGCUUACGACCGCCCUGCGGCCGUGUCCGCCGCUCUAAAUGCGUUGAAUGCGCACCUGGCCUCGACUGGCUACAAUCUCCGGAGCGCCCUACUCAGCCCCGUGGAAUCACCUCCUAGUACAUCUGCUCAACGGCAGGGUAUACGCCUCCGUUGUUGGACUUCCCGCGCCAUUCCCGAUGUCUACAAUAUCGAUGAGCACUCGCCAGCCGUCCUUGACCUGAGUGUCAUUCGGGUGGGCUCACGCAGUCCUGACGUGGACGUACGCGUGUUGGCAUCAUUGGCGAGGUCUGCCAAUCUUGCAAGCGUGCGCAAGGUGGCCGUAGCCCCCUUCGAGUAUCGAGUACCAUGGGCGCGCGUUGCAGCCGAAGCGACGCAGCUCAAUGAGUUGAGCGUGUAUGGUCCCGACAAUCUACGCAACCUUCAUCACGCUUGUUGUAUAUCAAAGCACCAGCCGGUAGACGGCCCGGACGCCCCGGUGUAUACGCACGCCGACCUCCUCCCGCUCGAGGCACCGUUUUUGGCACAUCUCACGACACUCAACGUCUACGCGCUCAACCUCGAUGCUCUGUCGCCCGAAAGCGACAUGCACACGCUGACCUCCUUUCUGCCGACCCUUCCGCGUCCCGUGGAGCAAUUGUGCAUAUGCUACUGCAACAUGCUCAGUGUCGACCGCAACGUGAUCGAGCCAUCGAUGGGUGGUGGCACGCUUGUAUGGGACCACUGCGAGCGCGGGCUCGACAGUGUACCCGCGGAGGACGAAGUUCCAGCUACACCGCCCGGAAUGGUCCGCAUACCCGUCGGACCUGUCCAUCCGCCCGCUGCGACGCUCGAGUUUGACCAGAUGCCAGGUCUAGGAGCAGAGGACGAAGUGGAAGAUCAGGGGAUGAUGGGAUUCAUGGACAAUGACAUGGAUGAGGCAGGUGAACAGGCGCAAAUGGGCAUGAUGCCAGCGCCUGCGGUACCAUGGGAUAUGGAGAUGCCUAUGCCUGGAUUCCAGUGGCUCGAUCCACCGGGGUUGGGUCAAAACCCGCCUGUGCAGGGUGGUGCACAGGCUGGACCGGCGGCUAACGUAGGAGAGCUGCCUGACGCAUUUGCGCACCUCCCCGUAGUGAUCGUCAAUCACAUGCCGCACCUGCAGCACGCAGCCCAAGGCCCAUGA